UACACAUCAACAGCUAUCAUCGCACAUCAGAGCCCUGGCGAGAGUAGCAGCAGCAGCAGCGGAGUUUCCCGAGUUUGCCAUCAACCGAAAGACCAGUGCUAGUGAAAGUAGCCGUUUUCUCUGGCUUACAAAAAGUUUACAGAACCCUACCAAAGCGCAUAGUUAAACGAAUUGCGGUCGAAGAAUAUUCUCAGCAGCGAUUGUGAAACGCGAACCUGUCUGGGUUGAGGCUGACUUUUUGGAAGUUUUUUUUUCUUUGGGUUGCUGUGUUGUCUCAGCAAGGUUACUUGGUGCGGCGAGGAACAGGGAGUACGCGGAGGGCAAACUCAUCGAGAGUGAAUAGUAGCGAAAAUCAACAAUACAGUGAAACGGUGACCACCGAAGACUAGGCAACAGCAUGUCCAUACCGAACCAAUAUCUGGAGAAAACGGAAGACGUCGCGGACCAGGUGAUCCGCAAGGGUAAACAUAUCCUGCCGCACGUGGCCCGGCUCUGUCUGAUCGCAACCUUCCUGGAGGAUGGCAUCCGCAUGUGGGUCCAGUGGAACGAACAGCGCGAGUACAUGGACAUGAGCUGGAGCUGUGGCAAGUUUCUGGCGACGACGUUCGUGCUGGUGAAUUUGGUCGGCCAGAUCGGUGGCUGCAUUAUGGUGCUGGGUCGCUUGAAGGUAACGAUCGCCUGUGGCGUUCUGUUCUUCAUCGUAGUACUGCAGACCAUCGCUUAUUCCAUCCUUUGGGACAUCCAGUUCCUGUUGCGUAAUCUGGCCCUGAUUGGAGCCCUGCUGCUGGUGUUAGCCGAAUCCCGCGGUGAAGCGCGAAGCUUAUUCGCCGGAGUUCCCUCGCUUGGAGAGAACAAACCGAAAAACUUCAUGCAGCUGGCUGGUCGCAUUCUGUUAGCGUUCAUGUUCAUCACCUUGAUCCGAUUCGAGCUGAGCUUCCUUCAGAUCCUUCAGGACAUUGUCGGUUCCAUUCUGAUGGUUCUGGUUACCGUAGGCUACAAGACUAAGCUGUCGGCACUAAUUUUAGUAGCCCUGCUGACCAUUCUGAAUCUGUAUCACAACGCCUGGUGGACCAUUCCGGCGUACAAACCACUGCGCGAUUUCCUCAAGUACGACUUCUUCCAAACCCUGUCAGUGAUCGGUGGACUGCUGAUGAUCGUUUCCCUUGGUCCGGGUGGUGUUUCGAUGGACGAACAUAAGAAAAAGUGGUAAAAGCUUCCUGGAUAGAGUCAGCAACCAAGAAACAACAAAAUACUUGAAGAAAUCGGAACGCGAUGUAGUAAUGCAUGUAAUGCAAGAUAUUUGAGUCCUGCUGGGACCGGGAAUGUACGAGAGCAUGUGAGAUAGAGAGUUGAACUAAGUUGAAUGUAACCCUGGAGGAGAAACAAUCCCACAACAACAACAAAAACAGAAAACACAUACCAAUUCAUACUGACAGACAGAAAGACAAACCAACAAACAGACACUCUUCGAUUCGAUAGGAAUUUUUUUAAAUAUAUGAAAGAAACAAUAUUUUUAAGAAACAAAAAUUCCUGUAUCUAUGACAAGGGAAAUUAAGAGGAAUCCAUUGCACAUCUUUCCAUUCCAAAGCAGCGAACGCAAAACUGUUGAGAAAAGUUCAAGCAUGGGAUCCGAUACUAAAAGAUGUGAUUUUCUGUGAGCUUAGGACAACCUCGGAAAAUCCAAGCCAAGCUAACUUUUUUCUGUUGACGAUUGAGGACGUUCCCCGAAUUCCGUUCAUAUUAUUUGUUCGUUUACCUUUUAGAAUUCAUUUAUUUCCUUUUUUUAAGCCAACAAGAAAAGUUAGACCUUAUCGGAAAUCUGUUCAUACCACCUAGCAGUUAAUUACUUUAUAAACAAAAACUUAAUAAAUUCAACAAUUGAGUCCAUUUAUUUUCCUUAACUUUAAAUUUCUCGGUUUUCUCCGUCAUUUUGAUUUUUUAAGAACUUUCCAAUAGGAAAUUAAACAAAACUGUCCAAGCGAAUUUAUUUUCACAAAUGAAGGAGCAACACUUCGAAAGACCCGAUUAAACUUAACUAAUCUGGAACGCACAUAAAAACCCCAGCUGAACAAUUAUAUAACCUUACACCUUAAUGAAUGGAAGACAGACGGACAAAAAGUCGAAAUUGAUGUUAAACUAUGUGUAAUUUUAAGAGAAUGAAUAUACAGGUGAGAAAAGAAGUUUAAGAACAACAGUA
Molecule: messenger RNA, 2197 nt
Organism: Uranotaenia lowii
Lineage: Eukaryota; Metazoa; Arthropoda; Insecta; Diptera; Culicidae
Gene: Surf4
Product: surfeit locus protein 4 homolog
Exons: 4
Coding region: 398-1210 (270 amino acids)
Biological process (GO): Golgi organization
Cellular component (GO): endoplasmic reticulum; membrane; endoplasmic reticulum-Golgi intermediate compartment
Source: RefSeq, a predicted model, not a curated record